Messenger RNA from Arabis nemorensis, 738 nucleotides. The record is from the annotation of a GenBank genome assembly. NCBI's taxonomy places the organism in Eukaryota, Viridiplantae, Streptophyta, Magnoliopsida, Brassicales, Brassicaceae.
AUGCAAGAUUUUUCUUCUACGGUGUCGUUUAGUCCCAGCUUCAGUUUCUACGCUUCCGGUGACGGUGAACUCGUCGAAGCCGCCGUUAGAGCCGUCCGUGAAUCCCAGAGUUAUUAUUCCGUUAAAGUUGACGGUGACGCAGAGUUCAAAUUCGAAACGUCGCCGUUAAGUGAAGAGAGCUUCUUUCAUUUUCCGACGACGACGACGACUUUCAAGCAUUCAACCGGCGAAGACGUGGCGGUCGGUCGUGUUACCUCGAAGAAGAAUAUUUUCUACGGUGGAUGGAAUACUGAUGAUCCAUCUCUAUCUUCACCGUCGCAAUCGCAUUCGUCGUCGGAGUCUGACGAUUUGGAGGAUCUCUCACCGAGCAGAUACUACUGUUUCUGGAGUCCGGUAAGAUCUCCGGCGAGAGUCGAUAGCACGAAGAGCAAAUCAUCGAGCGCACCUAAACGGUGUCGUAUUAAGGAGUUUUUGAGGAGAAGUCAUAGUGAUGGAGCCGUUUCGACAUCGAACGCAUCGAAACGGUGCAGUUUCAAGGAUCUUCUGAGAAGAAGCCACAGUCACGGCGGCGACGGCGGGUCUCCGAUGUCGACGAGCGGAAACGUAUCGCCGGCGGUGAUAGGGAAGAGUAAAACGGCGUUGUAUAAGCCUGAAGUGGAUAAGAGAAGAAAGUCUUACUUACCUUACAGGCAAGAUUUGAUCAGCGUUUUCGCCGGAAUGAGUAGAUUCCGUCGUUAA